AACAGCGCAUGUCAGUUGCGGCCUCUCUCCACGUCGCUGCGCCGCCGACAAUGGCAGGAGGUGUGCGGAGAAAGUGUCCCGGUGCCCCGGCCCCGCUGUGGGGGAAACUUCAGACGCUGUGGCAGGACAAACAUUUGGUCUUGUUCAAGACGGAGUACACGUUACUGGUCGUUUCUGUUCUGUGGUUCUUGGAAAUCGGGAUCAACGUGUGGGUCAUACAAAAAGUAGCAUACACUGAGAUAGACUGGAAAGCCUACAUGGAUGAAGUAGAGGGCGUCAUCAAUGGUACCUACGACUACACCCAGCUCAAAGGAGACACCGGCCCCUUGGUGUAUCCGGCUGGCUUUGUCUACAUCUUCACAGCUCUCUACUACAUCACCAACCAUGGGGUGAACAUUCGUCUGGGCCAGUACCUUUUUGCUGUUUUCUACCUCAUCACACUGCUUCUCGUCUUCAGGAUAUACUAUCGCACUAAGAAGGUUCCUCCCUACGUGUUCUUCUUUGUGUGCUGCGCUUCUUAUCGGAUCCACUCCAUCUUUGUGCUGCGUCUGUUUAAUGAUCCAGUGGCCAUGAUGCUGCUGUUUGCAGCUGUCAACCUCUUCAUGGAUGGAUACUGGACCCUGGGCUGCGGCAUUUACAGUUUAGCAGUGUCUGUGAAAAUGAAUGUGCUGCUUUUUGCUCCCGGGCUGCUACUCCUCCUCCUCUCUGAGUUUGGUCUAAUCAGGACAAUCCCCAGACUUUCUCUGUGUGCGGCCAUACAGCUUUUGCUGGGUCUGCCUUUCCUCCUGGAGAAUCCGUUUGGCUAUUUGAGCCGGGCGUUUGAUCUUGGCCGUCAGUUUAUGUUCAAGUGGACGGUCAACUGGCGCUUCCUGCCAGAAUGGCUCUUUUUGAAUCGGUACUUCCACUUACUCCUGCUGGCUGCCCACCUGCUCACCCUGCUGCUCUUCGCUCUCCGCCGUUGGAAGAGACCAGGAGAAAGCAUCUUUGAACUCCUCAAGGAUCCAAGCAAGAGAAAAAACCCUGCUCAGAAAAACACUGUUGAUCAGAUUGUACUGAUUCUGUUCACCUCUAACUUCAUUGGCAUGUGCUUCAGCCGUUCGUUGCACUACCAGUUCUACGUCUGGUACUUCCACACGCUGCCUUACCUGCUCUGGAGUGGAGGAGUCAAGAAGCUUGCCCACCUGCUCAGGGUCCUGAUCCUGGGUCUGAUUGAGCUUUCGUGGAACACCUACCCCUCUACUAACAGCAGCUCAGCCGCCCUCCACGUCUGUCACCUCAUCAUCCUACUCUCUCUGUGGCUGGCUCCGCCCCUGCCUUCAGCCCCAGCAGAAACCCAAGAAGACACACCUGCCAAAGACAAACGCCAGUGAGCCACAGCCUGAUCGGACCGGCGUUGUAUUUAGUCUAAUCAGCUGCCGAACAGCCUUCAUCUUCCUCCUCUCUUUGAUCUUCACAACUCCAGUGCAGAGGGAGGUCACUGGGGUAGACUGUUACGAGUGAAUACAAGGAGCCAUUUGAUACUUCUCAUCUCAGAUCGCUGCUAAAAGUGAAGAAAGCUAACGUGUGGGCGCAGUGUGCAAAGAGACACCUACAUGAUGAAAUGGCUUGCAGUUGAAGAGAUGAAAAGAGAAAGGAAAUAUGGAUUCUCAGGUUUCAUUUUCAGAUACAUAAUAAGAAGAGUGGAGUACAGUGCUAGGAGGAAAUUAUGAAUGUUUUGCGGUUUUGAAAGAAUGUGUUACAUAGGCUAUAUUUCUACAAAUUAUCGCAUUAUUAAAUCUGCACUCUGCCCGAUUCCCUUGUUGGAUAUUGUGAUAUUAUCAAAACCUGUUAUUUACCAGUGCAUAAAUGAUCUUGUACAUUGUAUUAAGAAUGCACUAUAUUGAAGAAUAUUAUUAAUGUGAUACACAACUUAAACUUGGCUCCAAAAGCUUUAAAUUAAUUGCAUCAAUGACAUUUUCACUUGCUACAGUAGUUGCAGUAUUCUCCAGUACCAGGCCAAAACUAUUUUCCAGUAGUCAUUUUACAUAAAUGUGUAAAACUAAGCUGUAGACAAUCAUUUCUGAUUCGUUACGUAAUUCGUUCAUCCACUGUUGAGAGUGGGUCACCACACUCAUAAGCCUAUAAUGUAGAUUUAAUGUGAAAAAUAAGCAGACUGAGGCAGCAAAAGUGUGACAUUUUAUAUUAAACAGAGAUGCCACUUAA
Molecule: messenger RNA, 2202 nt
Organism: Dicentrarchus labrax (European seabass)
Lineage: Eukaryota; Metazoa; Chordata; Actinopteri; Moronidae
Gene: alg3
Product: ALG3 alpha-1,3- mannosyltransferase
Exons: 9
Coding region: 9-1370 (453 amino acids)
Cellular component (GO): endoplasmic reticulum
Molecular function (GO): dol-P-Man:Man(5)GlcNAc(2)-PP-Dol alpha-1,3-mannosyltransferase activity
Source: RefSeq, a predicted model, not a curated record